AUGAGUUGUCAGAUCACGUGCAAGUCUCGAAGAGGAGGAGGCGGAGGAGGAGGAGGCAGAUUCCGGGGCUUCAGCAGUGGUUCAGCUGUGGUCUCUGGAGGGAGCCGGAGAUCAACCAGCGGUUUCUCCUGCUUGAGCCGCCAUGGUGGUGGCAGAGGAGGCUCUUGUGGAGGUGGCUUUGGCAGUCAGAGUCUUGUCGGCCUUGGAGGGUACAAGAGCAUCUCUACUAGCGUGGCUGGCUACGGUGGUGGAUUUGGUGGCAGAGGUGGCAGUGGCUUUGGAGGCGGCAGCAGCUUUGGAGGCAGCGGUGGCUUCGGAGGUGGCUCUGGUUUUGGAGGAAGCAGAGGAUUUGGAGGCGGUGGCUUCGGAGGUGGCUUCGGAGGUGGCAGUGGCUUUGGAGGUGGCAGUGGCUUCGGAGGAGGCAGUGGCUUUGGAGGAGGCAGUGGAUUCGGUGGAGGCGGCUUUGGCGGAGGCCGCUUUGGAGGCGGCGGCGGGGGCUUUGGAGGCUUUGGGGGGCCUGGAGGAUUCCCUGGUGGAGGCAUCCACGAAGUGUCCGUCAAUCAGAGCCUCUUGCAGCCUCUUGAUGUCAAAGUAGACCCAGAGAUCCAGAACGUGAAGUCUCAGGAACGGGAACAGAUCAAAACUCUCAACAACAAAUUUGCCUCUUUCAUUGACAAGGUUCGGUUCCUGGAGCAGCAGAACCAGGUGUUGCAGACCAAAUGGGAGCUUCUACAGCAGCUGGAUGUGGGCACCCGCUCCACCAACCUAGACCCCAUCUACCAGGCCUAUAUUAGCACGCUCAAGAAACAGGUGGAUAGGCUGUUUGCAGAAAAAACCUCGCAGGACUCAGAGUUGAACAACAUGCAGGAUCUUGUGGAAGACUUUAAGAAGAAGUACGAGGAUGAAAUCAACAAGCGCACAUCUGCGGAGAAUGAGUUUGUGACGAUUAAAAAGGAUGUGGACAGCUCCUACAUGGACAAGACCGAGCUACAGGCCAAGGUGGACUUACUGAUGCAGGAAGCUGAGUUCCUGAGAACACUCUAUGAUGUGGAACUGUCCCAGCUACAACAGACUGUCACUGACACCAAUGUCAUCCUGUCCAUGGACAACAACCGAAGCCUUGACCUGGACAGCAUCAUCUCUGAGGUUCAGAGUCAAUAUGAGAUCAUCGCCCAAAAGAGCAAGACCGAGUCAGAGGAGCUGUACCACAGCAAGUAUGAAGAACUCCAGGUCACUGCCGUGAAACAUGGGGACAGCUUGAAAGAGAUCAAGAUGGAGAUCAGCGAGCUGAACCGCACAAUCCAGAGGCUGCAAGGGGAGAUAUCCCACGUGAAAAAGCAGUGCAAGAGUGUGCAAGACUCCAUUGCAGAUGCGGAGCAGCGUGGAGAGCACGCCCUUAAAGACGCCAGGACCAAGCUCACUGACCUGGAGGAGGCCAUGCAGCAGGCCCGCGAGAACCUGACCCGGCUGCUGCGUGACUACCAGGAGCUCAUGAACACUAAACUGGCCCUGGAUGUGGAGAUUGCCACCUACCGCAAGCUGCUGGAGGGCGAGGAGUGCAGGAUGACUGGAGAAAUCAGUGACAACGUGUCUGUGUCCGUGACAAGCAGCACCAUUUCCUCAUCGGUGGCAUCCAAGGCUGGCUUUGGCUCCGGAGGAAGUUCUGGAGGAAGAGGGUCCUAUGGAGGAGGCAGCUCCUAUGGCUCUGGAGGCAGAGGCUCUGGAGGAGGCGGAUACAGCUCUGGAGGCGGCUCCAGGGGAGGUUCAGGCUCUGGAGGAGGUGGAUACAGCUCUGGAGGCGGCUCCAGGGGAGGUUCAGGCUCUGGAGGAGGCUCUAGGGGCGGGUCUGGAUCUGGGGGCGCAGUAUCUGGCUCUGAAAGGGGAGGCGCUGGUUCAGGGGAAAGCUGUGGCUCCGGGGUGACCUUCUCUUUUAGAUAGAGAUGGGUCUUCUCCCUACCCUUUGCUUCCAGAAUAUCAGCUGAAUCUCUGUAUCUCUUACUCAGAGCAACCCCAAUUUUUGUAAUCCAGCUCUGGUGACAUUUAUUCUAAGAGGGGGUGAUGAAAGAUCUCUCACAAACAGUUAGAGUCAGAGCCACACGCUGUGUUCUAGGAAUGAAUCUGUGUUGUCCAAGUGUGUCUCCAAGCCAUGUCCCACCCCUGGUCUGCUUGCACUGCCAUCUGGCAGUCAUUUCCAGAUGUGCUCUGCUGAGGACCGCAGGGUAGCCUCCCUCUUCCAUCCCCCAACAGUGGUCCGGGGAAACUAUGCUUCUGUGUACAUAGCCUCUUGAAUGGACUCUACUUUCUGAGGGCUGUGGUCUGGGUGUCUGCAUA
Molecule: messenger RNA, 2331 nt
Organism: Alexandromys fortis (reed vole)
Lineage: Eukaryota; Metazoa; Chordata; Mammalia; Rodentia; Cricetidae
Gene: Krt2
Product: keratin 2
Exons: 9
Coding region: 1-1938 (645 amino acids)
Biological process (GO): keratinization; intermediate filament organization
Cellular component (GO): keratin filament
Molecular function (GO): structural constituent of skin epidermis
Source: RefSeq, a predicted model, not a curated record